This is a messenger RNA of Bicyclus anynana (squinting bush brown), 1566 nucleotides long. Its product is annotated as putative serine protease K12H4.7. The record is from RefSeq and is a predicted model, not a curated record. The transcript has 11 exons. Gene Ontology annotation, biological process: proteolysis. Lineage: Eukaryota; Metazoa; Arthropoda; Insecta; Lepidoptera; Nymphalidae. Gene Ontology annotation, molecular function: dipeptidyl-peptidase activity; serine-type exopeptidase activity. Bases 1 to 1566 code for a protein of 521 amino acids.
AUGGAGCUUAAAUUUGUUUUUGGAAAAUACGCAAAUACAUCGUCGUCGACGUCGCCGUCGUCGUCUGACGAAUUUAAGACCCCGCCAACAUCUGCGGGGGACGUGACACAGUGCGGACAACUCAUCGGGGUGUCACCACACGACGACGACAACACCAACACUACCGGUGGUGUAGUGCGUCGCAUGAGAUGGUGGUGUCUUGCAGGGUGGAUCUUUUGCGCCCUGCCCUUGGCAUUGGCUCUCCGAGACAUAGAGCCUCCACCACCAACGCCUGUAACUCGUACCACGCCAACUGAAGGAUGGCUGACAGUCAGGUUGAACCAAUUCGAUGCCUCCAAUACGGAAACGUUUCAGAUGCGCUACCUUUACAAUCCUGAGUUUGCCGAGACAUCCGACAUCGUGAUAUUCGUGGGAGGAGAGUGGGCCAUCUCACCGGGCUGGGUGACGGCGGGCCUGGCGCACGAGCUGGCGCAGAGGGUGCGCGGCGGGCUGUUCUACACCGAGCAUCGGUACUACGGACAGACCAGACCCACCAAUGACACCAGUGCAUCAGAGCUCCGUUACCUGAACGUGGAUCAGGCGCUGGGCGAUCUAGCGCAGUUCAUCCAGUAUGUGAAGAGUGAUAGCUUCGAGGGUGGACGGUUCAGGACCGGCUCGGUGGCGCUGGUGGGCUGCUCGUACGCCGGCAGCAUGGCGACGUGGAUGCGGCUCGCCUACCCGCACCUCAUCACCGUCGCGCUGUCGGACAGCGGGCCGCUGCACGCGCAGGAGGACUUCCCCGAAUACCUAGAAGUUAUUACCGAAGCGCUUCGGGUACAGGGAAGCGAAGCGUGCGUGUCGACCAUCGAAACAGCCAUGCGGGACAUUGCUACCUUACUCAACUCAACCGCAGGGGUCGAGAGGGUUUCAUCACUAUUCAAGACGUGUGCGCCGCUGCAGCCGUCGUCUCCCCUGGACGUGGCCACGUUCCACUGGUUCGGCAUCACGGAGACGUUCGCGUCCCUCGUGCAGUACGCCAAGCCCGGGGACAUCGCCACAGCCUGCGGGAGCCUCACCAACCAGAGCUUGAGUUCUUCGCCGGUGGAACGCCUGGCAGCCUGGAUAACAUCUCGGCCAUCAACUCAACCGUGCAUCGAAUCCCGAUACUCCAUGCAGGUGACCGCGCACUCCAACACCAGCUACGAUUCUCCACAGGCUACCAUGCGACUGUGGACGUACCAGACGUGCGUGGAGUACGGCUGGUAUCAGACCACCUCCAGCGCGCGCCAGCCCUUCCUGUCCGCCGUGCCGCUGGGCUACUUCCACCAGAUGUGCACCGACUUCUUCCCGGACGUCUUCGACGUGGCGCUGCUAAAGUCUGGCGUGUCGCGCACUAACAAGCUGUUUGCUGGUCUCACCCACCUGCCCGACCACGUCAUAUCGGUGUCGGGCGGCCACGAUCCGUGGUCACCUAUGGCGCCCAACACCACUCACGCCACGCACCUAGCACCCGUGUAUGUGGUACCCGGCGUGUCACACUGCAGAGCUAUCAGGUUAGAUAGCAACUGGAUCGUUGAACUAUAUUAA